ACGUGCAAGUCAAAGGUCGCUUUAUCUCUCUCACACCCAAGAACACAGACACACACAGAACUCGGCCAUUAAAGUUAUCUUAUGUAAUUGCAGCAGCAGCAGUCAGUGGAAGUAAUUGCAAGUUAGAAGUGCCAAACAAGGUAAGACAGCGACAUCUCCAACAUACGCCUGCCCCAUUCUAUUUAGUAAUUUGCGGCUGCCACAACUCUCCUCUCAUCAAAUUAUCAAUAGAUCGAUGCUGGUUUCAACUGCACCACCACCAUCCUCAUUUUCUUUCUCGCUUGGAUGCUCCAACUGCCUGAGAUGUCAUGUUGAACCCAUGAUCUGCUCAAUGUCACAUGGAUUAUCUUGCAGUUCGAUUAAGACACCGUUUGAGCUUCAAAGAGUUUCUCAGUAUUCAGGCUUGAGAAGGGACCAUAUCUUUGGGAGUGCUCAGUUUCACUGGUCGCUUCAGGGGCGUGAUAUUUGUGUUUCACAAGUUUCAGUAGCUGCUGAUUAUUCAGAUUCAGUCCCUGAUUCAUCUAGUUAUGCUACCAGUUAUCAUCCACUUGAGGAGUUGAGAGAUAAUGGGCGUGCUCGUGAUGCAAUGCCUACAUCUGCUGAGAUUGCCAGGACUGCCGUCGAGGCUAACAGCAAGGCAUUGUUGAUAUUCCCUAGUAGUGUGCACUAUGAGCCACAUGAACAAAUCUCGUGGGCUGAAUUCGACUACGUUAUUGAUGACUUUGGAGAUAUAUUUUUUGAGGUUCAUGACAGUCAAAACAUCUUGCAAGAUCAUGGAGCUAGUAAUCCUGUGACCGCUUUAAUUGGAAUGGACAUCUCAUACUACGAGAGCAGGAAAAUGGAUCUUUUAGAUGACAUCUUGGACUUUGAUAGUGGAGAUGAUGAUUUGUUUGCUGAUGACUACUUUGAAGUAGAUGAACCUAAUAAGGCUGGCAUUUGGAACGAUUGGGGGAUGUCUGAGAAUUCCAACUGGACGCAUCCAGUUUACUUUGCCAAGUGCUUGUCAAAGGCUAUUAAUGUUGAACAUACUAAAAAGAUGGAUCGCCCAUCCAAUGGUGUUGCUGUAUGGGGGUUUCUCAAGCCUACUUUCAUAGAUGAAGAGUUUUACCUCCGACGUCUCUUCCAUGAUGAAGAAAGUGAUAGUGACACCUCAGACUGCAAAGAUGAAGAUAUCAGGAGCUACAGUACAAAGGAUGAUGGAAGAUGUGGUAGGUCAACCAUCUAUAGAUUGGACAUCGCAAAGAUUGAACUAUUCUCGGUCUACGGUAUUCAGUCAAUGAUUGGUGUUCAGGAUUUUCAGUAUGCCGAGCCUGACAUUCUUGUGCACUCAAACCCAUCCAUUCUAGAGCGAUUUGUUCAGACCGGAACAAGGUGCAGUGUUGCUCUUAAAGCACUUUGCAAAAAGAAAGGGCUAUAUGUUGAGGUUGCAAAUCUAAUUGGAGUUGACAGCCUCGGCAUGGAUGUUAGAGUGUUUUCAGGAACAGAAGUACGGACACAUCGUUUUUCCUUCAAAACCCGGGCGACUUCAGAGUGUGCUGCAGAUAAACAGAUUCAGCAGCUCUUGUUUCCGAGGGCGAGGCGAAAAAAGUUAAAGACUCUCGAUAAACCUAGAGAUGAUCCAUACUGAGUGAGAUAUGGUAUUUAUUUUAGAGUGUUUUCAAUUUUGAGGCUGGAAUAAUUUCAGGAAAUAAAGCUAAUGCAAAAGCUUAUUAAUUAACAUAUUUUGGUUUUAAGAGUCUAUAUAAUCUUAAUUCUUGUUGCUUA
Salvia splendens (bonfire salvia) is the source of this 1764-nucleotide messenger RNA. RefSeq lists its product as uncharacterized. Bases 236 to 1627 code for a protein of 463 amino acids. The transcript has 12 exons. The record is from RefSeq and is a predicted model, not a curated record. NCBI's taxonomy places the organism in Eukaryota, Viridiplantae, Streptophyta, Magnoliopsida, Lamiales, Lamiaceae.